AUGAAAGGAGUGCUGAUGAUGGCUAAUGCCGUCACAGUCACCAAUAACCUCCGUUUUGCCAAACCUAAAGGUCAACACUCACCCUUGCUCCACGAGCAACUGACAAGAGUUAAUCAUUCCCUUAUUCUUCACUUGCUUAUGCACAGCGCCCUUCCUGGUUUUCCUCCUGAGGUCAGCCCUCUGUCACAUGCUGAGCACCCCCCACGUGGUAGCCGAGGCACAGACUCGGUAAGUAACUUGCCCAGAGUCACAGCGCUUUCAAGUGGCUUCGCUAGGGCGCACCUUCGGGCGCUCUCCCUGCGGAGCCCCUCUGCGCCUCGGCGCUGGGCGCUCACGUUCGACGCCCGAAAGCCGUCCGCGGGGGCGCGGCUCACCCAGCCUCCCGCCUCCUGGGAAGUCAGCGCGCACCCGUCCCUGGCCUUUGGGUGCCCGAGCCGGCAGAGCGCACAGAUUCGGGCAGGCGGCUGGGCGCGGCCGCGGCGCGUGGAGAUUAGGGGCAACGUGAUACAUGAAGCCAAGUUCUCCCCCAGGAAGAAGUCUUGUGGGCGGUUUGGUUUUGUUUUUGUUCCUAAAGAACGAAUUCCGGCGUUGGAAACUCUACACGUUGGUCCGGUGAGCUGUGGAAAGGAGCCCCUGGCUGUCUGUCGCAAAGGAAGGGUCUUCACGUGGGGAUCUGGUUCUGAAGGACAGCUGGGAAUUGGAGAACUUAAGGAAAUAAAUUUUAUGCCUAAGAAGAUAGAAACUCUGACUGGUAUAAAAAUUAUACAAGUUUCCUGUGGAUGCUACCACUUCCUGGCAUUAUCAGAAGAUGGCCAAGUGUUUUCGUGGGGAAAGAACAGCCAUGGGCAGCUGGGCCUGGGGAAGGAGCUCCCCUCCCAGGCCAGCCCGCAGAGGGUGAGGUCCCUGGAGGGCAUCCCGCUGGCACAGGUGGCUGCAGGAGGGGCCCACAGCUUUGCCCUGUCUCUCUCGGGGACUUCAUUGGGCUGGGGAAGCAACCAUGCAGGGAAGCUGGCCCUCGGAGGGAAUAAUGUCCCAGUUCAGAGCUACAAGCCUCGAUCAGUUGGUGUACUGAAGACUCUAGGUGUGGUUUAUGUCAGCUGUGGUUAUGAGCACACUGCAGUGCUUACCAAGGAUGGGAAAGUAUUCACAUUUGGAGACAAUAGCUGUGGACAGCUGGGACACAGCCCCACUGCUGAGAAGAGGGGUCCGCAACUGGAAAGAAUUGAGGGCCAAGUUUUGCCGACUGUGGAAGAUAAUAGUUCUCACACCCUUGUGUAUGUCUAUACCACUAGUCAGGUGGUGUCUUUGGGUUGUGGACCAAGUUGCACAAGCAGCUCUCCUCAUCCCGGGGCUCUGGCAGAGAACUUUGACAUUGGCUGCCUGAUUUCUGUUGAUGACCUUGUGGAUGUUCAAAUCAACUACAUUUCUGCUGGAACGUAUUCCAACUUUGUGACAACUUACCAGAAGGAUACUAGUUCCACCAGUGUUUCCAGGAAAACGCCAGAAAUAAGCCGAAUUAACCAGUUGCUGGCAGAAAAAUGGAUGACAGUGGCAAGAGGAAGUGCAGAGCGUGAAGUAAGUGACUGAGAAGCGGAAAUUAGAGUGAUAUUUUCAUCUCCUGCUUGUCUGACUGCAAGUUUUUAAAGAAAAAGAGAAUCUGGAGAAACUAUUUCCAUUUAUGUGGACUUAGAAAGCGAGAAGUUAACAAAAAAAGAAUGGAUAUCUUCUUUGAUAACAACACGUCUCAGGGAACCUGUGCUCAGAGGGCUUCCAUAUCGUUCUCCACACCAAGAAGCUCUAUCAGUCUUCCUUCUGGCCCCAGAGUGUCCUGUCAUGCAUGCUAAGAACUGGAUGGCUCUGGUGGUUCUGUUUGCAGAGGCUGCUCAUAACGUGACUGGCCGGUCUUCACAAGUCCUGAGGAAGUGUGAUUACCUGUAUGGUUGGGCAUCUUUGCAAGCAUCCUCUCUCAAUGCACUGGUCCACGUGCUUAAAACUGCCAUCGCCUCUCAACUGUUUUGUUGGACUGAAACCAUUCAUCACCACAAUGUUAAAGCUCUUCUAGAAGUGAUGAAAGAGGUGUAUAAGGUGAACAAAGCUAAUUUUCAACUACGAAAUUCUUUCAACAUAAAUGAACUAUCCACCUUGCUGAACUUUUAUGAAGAGAGAAGAAGAGUGAUCUGUAAGGAUAAAAACCUGAUACCUACAGAAAACCUCACUCCCAUUAUUUUCAGUGAUUUUCCAUUUGUCUUUAAUUUGCUCUCCAAAAUUAAAUUAUUGCAAGCUGAUUCCCGUAUAAAAAUGCUGGAAUCAGAAGGGAAAGAGUGCAUGGAUUUUGGGCCAAUAAUUCUGCAAGGAAAGGAUGAAUCCCCUCCAUUUACACUUAGAGUCAGGCAGAGUCACCUAGUUGAAGACGCUCUGUGUCAGUUACGCCAAGCCGAAGUCACUGACCUGCGGAAAGUGUUAGUGGUUGAAUUUAUUAAAGAAAUUCGUUCUGUGGGAGAAGGGGUGAAGUCCGAGCUCUUCCACUGUAUAUUUGAAGAUAUGACCAAGAAAGAAUAUGGGAGGUUCAUACAUCCUGAAGAGGGUUCCUACGGGCAGACUUUUUUCGUUCUCUUUCCACCUAAAUUUGAGAAGAAGAGAUAUUUCCUCUUUGGGGUGCUGUGUGGACUCUCCCUGUACAAUUUUAAUGUUGUCAACCUCCCGUGCCCACUGGCUCUGUUUAAGAAACUUCUGGACCAAGAGCCAUCAUUAGAAGAUUUAAAAGAACUCAGUCCUCUUUGGGGGAAUGGAAUUGCAGGGCUGCUUCGAAGGCCACCUGGUCCAGUUCAGGUGGCCACUGCCCGCCCGGGGACACCUUCUCAGCCCUGCCCACCCACCUCUUCACCAGCCAGCGUCCUGUUUACUCUGGCCACAGUCCAAGCCAGUCGUGAGUCAUCGAGUUUCCCUUUAACUUUUCGUUUUCGAUUUCGCCCCCUUUAA
Messenger RNA from Kogia breviceps (pygmy sperm whale), 2979 nucleotides. The record is from RefSeq and is a predicted model, not a curated record. Lineage: Eukaryota; Metazoa; Chordata; Mammalia; Artiodactyla; Physeteridae.